AGAAAAAAUAGAAAAAGAGAAAGCUCUCCAACUUUCUUCAGUUCUAUCUAUAGACAGUGGCUUUGAAGAAAUUAGUUACGAUAAUGAAAACGAAAAAGAGAAAGAAAGAGAAAUAACUUGCAACACAGCAAUAGACAACGGAAAAAAAGUUACAAGAGCAAAUAAAAAAUCGUUCAGUUAUUCCGAAUUUUCGUUCGACACAGUUGUGCACAAAUACCAGGCUGGUAGAUUCCAUAGCUCACUACUUAACCAGGAAUUUCAUGGAUUCACGCUCCAGACAAUCUUAGAAAAAACUGCGGAAAUGUCGACUUUAAAAACCAAACAAUUGGAAAAUAUAGACCUAGAAAAAAAGUUACAAAAAGUGAAAACUCGGAAGAAUAUUGAAAAAUGGCGGAUGCAUUCUAGGAAACUGCAAAAAGAAUUAGAACAAAGAAAGAUGAAUGGAGAAGAGAUUAAUCUCAUGAAGAAUCCGCCAUUAGGGAUAGAUCCAGACUGGAAUAUAGAAACAGGUUCCCUGGGAGAAAAUGUGAAUAGAAAAACUGUUAGAUCUCAGGCUGUAUUAAAGGAACGAGAAAUGAUUGAAGAAAUGAUCGACCAGGAAGUUUCGAAUGUUAUCACAAGGACAGGCAGUCCCUCAGGAGUACGACCGGAACUUACAUCUCAGUGUAUUGAUAAGAUUCAGAGGUUGGAGGGGAAACUACACAAGAUGAAGAUAUUAACAAAAGCAUAA
Molecule: messenger RNA, 730 nt
Organism: Eurytemora carolleeae
Lineage: Eukaryota; Metazoa; Arthropoda; Copepoda; Calanoida; Temoridae
Exons: 4
Coding region: 302-730 (142 amino acids)
Source: RefSeq, a predicted model, not a curated record